AUGGCAGGAAUAGCUUGUAAGGAAGAAAUAAGAGCAAUUAGCAAGAGCGAAAUAGGAGUAGCUUAUAAGAGAAUAGGAAAGUCUUGCUCGAGAGGAGCAGGAAAGGUUAGCGAGGGAGGAAUAGGAGAGACUGGCGAGGGAAGAGCAAGAGCGGUUAGUAAGAGAAGAAUAAGAAAGACUUAUAAGAGAGAAAUAGGAGCGGCUUGCGAGAGAAUAGGAAAGUCUUACUCGAGAGGAGCAGGAGAGGUUAGUAAGGGAGGAAUAGGAGAGACUGGCGAGGGAGGAGCAAGAGCGGUUAGUAAGAGAGAAACAGGAGCGGCAGGAGCGGGCUAUAAUAGAGGAACAAGAGCGAAAGUUACUAAUAGUAUUUAA
Molecule: messenger RNA, 372 nt
Organism: Hyaloscypha bicolor E
Lineage: Eukaryota; Fungi; Ascomycota; Leotiomycetes; Helotiales; Hyaloscyphaceae
Exons: 3
Coding region: 1-372 (123 amino acids)
Source: RefSeq, a predicted model, not a curated record